GGCUCUCUGGGGUGGGGAGGCUAGGGCUGAGGGAAGCCCUUGAGAAGCCACGAGACUGGAGCUGAGGCCCAGGUGAGAGUCAGGGAGGCCCCAGGCGGGCAGGGACUACAGGGAGGCCUGCAGGAUGUCGGAUGAAGAAAAGGAUGAUGCCCAGGGAUGACUCCCAGGCUUCUGAUGGAGCAACUUCUGCAACACUGCGGGAGGAUCAGGAUUUCGGGAAAGACAAUGCGUUUUUCCCACUUUGGCUUAGUAAGUCCAGGGCCCUGUGGGGCAUUCAGAAGAGCUAUCCGGAGCCCAGAGGCAGUACAGUGCAAUGGUGACAAAUCUGGGCUCUGGAGACAGACUCAACACACUCAGGUCCUGGCUCCACUUACCGGCUGUGUGACCUUAGCCAAGUGAUUUCACCUCUCUGAGCCCCAGUGUUCUCAUCUGCAUGACAGGGGUGAUAGCGAAUAUCUACCUCAUGGAUCCUUGGGAAGGUUAAACGAGUUAAUACUUGAAAGUCCUGAGCACCCAGUAGAUGCUCAGUAAAUAGCAGUUGUUGCUAUUUUAAUAUUAAUAAUUCAGGUCAUGAUCAGUCAGUUUCAGUGGUAACAAGGGCCCAGAGGGGCCAGCCUGACAGAAAAGAAUGGUCCUGGGACUUCCCUGGCGGUCCAGUGGUUAAGACUCCGAGCUUCCACUGCAUGGGGUGUGGGUUCGAUCCCUGGUCAGGGAACUAAGAUCCCACAUGCCGUGUGGCACAGCCAUAAAACAAACAAACAAAAGAACAGGAGGGUCCCCUGGGGGAGCUACUCAGAGCUGGGCCUCCUCUCCUGUCUUUGCCCAGGGGAGUCUUGGGAGCAGUGAUGGUGUAAUUCAGGGCCAGCAGCAGAGGUCUGUGAGCGCAGGGCAGAUGGCAAAGAAGGACCGGAGGCCCAGGGACCGGAACAAGAAGGGGCAAGGCUCUGCUGAGGCUGAGGAUCUGGUCCCCUCUCCUCCUCGGAAACCCUCCUUCCCCUUCCAGUGGGUCUGGGAGAGCUUCACCACAGAUGGCCGGGCUCCGCUUCAGCCGGGCUCCGCCUCGGCCCCUGGCCACCAAGCCCUGCCCUUGCCCCCAGCGGUCCAUCGGCACAAGUCCAGGCGCAAGUCCACGGCCAACAACCCAGAGGCCCGUGGCUCCUGCUGGAAGACAGAGGCGCCAGAUCCGGAGAGGAGACAGCAGCUCAGGGCCUGUAGAUGCAUUCCCAUCCCUCCUGGCAAAGCGGGGGGCCAAGAGCCGGAGCUGCCUGGGAAGAGCUCAGGAUCGGGGCCGGAGGCCGAGCCAGAAGGCCUGGGCGCUGAGGUGGCCGAGAGGGCUCUGAGCCCCGGGGAACCGCCCCAGCUCCCCAGAAGGGGGUCGAUCUUGGAGGAGGAGCCAUUUGCAGAGGCCACAGACGAGGCCGAGGAGGGGGAGCACAGGGUCCCCCAGAGAAGGAGGGCUAGUUCUCCAAGAAAGGGGCGGAAUUCUGGCGAGGAGGCCUGGGACGAGAGUGAACUGCGGAGCCAGGGGAGUGGCUCUGGCUCCAACAAUCUCCGAGGACCACAGAGGAGGAGGCCAAGGGCCAGGGAGCUGGAGGGGCCGAGGAACCUGGAGAAGCUGCAGAGGCAGCUGCAGCAGGACUUGGACUGUGAUCCCGAAAAGCUGCCCUGGGAGCCAUCGCGGGCUGCUGUUCAGGCCUCCCGCUGGAACAGGAAGGCCCAUGCCUUGGGAGCUGAUGAGACUUGCCUGUUUGCACACUUCCCUAACCGCACCUUCCACAAACGACAGGAGGCCACCAGAAACCGGCUGCAGGCCUGGGAGCAGCAGCAGCAGGAGAAGCGGCAGCAGGCCGAGCUGCGGCGGGCCCGGGAGCAGCGGCUACAGCAGCGGCUGGCUCAGUGCCUGGCAGCCUACGUACCCAGAGGGAGCCGGGGGCCGGGGGCCGCCCAGCGCAAGCUGGAGGAGCUAAGGCGCCAGGAGCGACAGCGCUUUGCUGAGUACCAGGCAGAGUUGCAAGGUAUCCAGCAGCGGGUGCAGGCCCGGCCCUACCUGUUCCAGCAGGCCAUGCAGGCCAAUGCCCGGCUCACUGUGACCCGGCGCUUCUCCCAGGUGCUGUCGGCACUGGGACUGGACGAGGAGCGGCUGCUGGCUGAGGCAGGAAAGGGGGAUACGGAGGGCACCCCCAGGAAACCCAGGAGCCACAGGUCAGUGGGAGUGAGAAUGGAGCACUCUUCUCAAGAGCCCCCAAAGAAAGAACCCACUGGCAGCCAGCCUGACAAGCACUCCGCCCCAAGCCCAGACCGAGAGUCCAGUCCCUGAGAUAAAAAUUAAAUGCUUUGUGGAAUAUACACUGUGGGAUUCCUGGUGGUAGUGGAAAGAGGCUGCAGGUUGGGAGUAGGUGGUGGCAGGUGGGGUAUGCAGCGCUCUUGGCUGGUUCCCAGGACGAGGAACUCUGGCUGUUCUGGCUGCCCCCUCCCAGCACACACGGCUCUGCCUCUGCCCUGAGGACUGAGUGGGGCAUCUCCAAGAGCGAGAGCUGCAACCCCUAAAACUGCUGGGUGCUGGAAUUCAAGAGUGAAUAGGACACAAUGGCUUCCGCCUUUGGGAACUCCCAGUCCUGUUGGGGAGGGGGGCGGACCAUUAAAGGGGCGCACGGUGUAACAAACGGGCCGCCAGAACGAGCAACUGUGAGGCGGGGGUGUCAGGAGGGAUUGUGUGGUCUGAGCUUUUACAUUUAAGCAACUUCAGGUUAGAGCCCCUCUCCUCAAGGGGGAAAAAAAAACCUCAAACACACGGACGUGCCAAACUUUACAUUCAAUUUCAGGGGACUCAGACACGCAGAAGUUCAUCUCGACCUCCGUAGCAGUCACAGGGCGCAGGUUAAAAAAUCCGAUCCAAGGAACGGGGGAAGGCAGCGUUUGCAGACAGUACUAGUUGUAGGGAUUGGGAGGAGGCUGGAAUGUGGAGC
Globicephala melas (long-finned pilot whale) is the source of this 2966-nucleotide messenger RNA. It is a transcript of the gene TSGA10IP, whose product is annotated as testis specific 10 interacting protein. Gene Ontology annotation, cellular component: cilium; ciliary basal body; photoreceptor connecting cilium. Gene Ontology annotation, biological process: cilium organization. The record is from RefSeq and is a predicted model, not a curated record. NCBI's taxonomy places the organism in Eukaryota, Metazoa, Chordata, Mammalia, Artiodactyla, Delphinidae.